AUGGCAUCUGUGUUCAGUGUGCCAUUACUGAAAGCGACAACUCCUACACUCUUUAUUCGGGUUACAGAAGUUAGCGACGAAUCUACCACAAAUGGACAGUUCAAACCGUUGAAAGUGGACGCGACAUUUGAUGGUACCAUCUAUUCCAACCUCCUCAAUCAAGAUGACGUUGACUCGAUGUGGGAAAGUCGGUUUCAUGAUAGCGACGCGUAUCGUCACCGCAACGCCAUCAUCACCAAGCUCUUCACAACUCAAGGCAGCGAUAUCCCCUCAACUGUUCCUGAAUUCCAGCUAGGAGCGAUUUACCAAGAAGACGGCUCGAUCAAAGUGCUGCUCCGAACCACUGAUAAGCUCCCCAAGACUAUGGCGUCGUUCUACAUUGCCUCUACCGAUACUACCGAUAGCGAUAUAUUCCGUCAGUGGCUUGAAGAGGUUUGUGCAUCUCAAAAACGGACGCUGCUGACAGUGACAGUGCAACAGGACGACAUUCGGAGCUUGCAGUCGAAAGUGCUUCUUUUGGAGCACUACAACGCUUCAAUGGAGCAAGACUACCGUGCGAUUAUUGACGAUCUCAAAGCUAAGUUCUCCGAGGCGUUGGCUCACAAGAAACAGCGGAUCUGGGAGUUGAUGAAUGAUAAACUUCCCGACGACAAAUUGUUCGGGUUGAACCAAGAAUACUACGACCGCCACAAAAAGGGCGAUGCCGACACGUUUGUGGCGGCUGUCAAGCGUCAAAGAACCCAGCUUACGCCUGAUGAUCUGCCGAAGAAACGUAAACAGGCGCCGAAAGCUGAAAACACGCCAAUGCUUAAAUCGGAGACGCCGCGCCUCCAACUCAAACAGGAGCCCGAUGACUCGGUGUGGCCUCCUCCUCGGGUGAAGCUUGAACCCGCACUGGAGUCAGAAGCGGUGGUGGUGGCUGAUGGCGCCGCUGGCGCCGCUAAUGCCGUUGACGCUGAUAUCUCUACCGACAUUUCCGAUGCCGAGAGUGUCGCAAGUGACGGACCCCCUCUAGCGCCGCGCGCGCCCAGCGUGAUCGAAGAUAGUCAAAACGAUACCGAUUACGGCUCGGAAUAA
Diutina rugosa is the source of this 1077-nucleotide messenger RNA. RefSeq lists its product as uncharacterized. The transcript has a single exon. Bases 1 to 1077 code for a protein of 358 amino acids. The record is from RefSeq and is a predicted model, not a curated record. Lineage: Eukaryota; Fungi; Ascomycota; Pichiomycetes; Serinales; Debaryomycetaceae.